Molecule: messenger RNA, 1990 nt
Organism: Colias croceus (clouded yellow)
Lineage: Eukaryota; Metazoa; Arthropoda; Insecta; Lepidoptera; Pieridae
Exons: 1
Coding region: 95-1846 (583 amino acids)
Source: RefSeq, a predicted model, not a curated record
CGAUCUUUCAUUAAACCUUCAAAGAGAUAAUUUAAAGUUAAAUAGAUUUCUAAUUGUUUGAACACCCAAUCAUUAUUCAUGUAUUUUCUAUUCGAUGUUUUAUAUUGCUUUAAUUUCAAUAUUUAUUGAAAUAACAAUAUGUUCUCAUGUAGGUAGCAGCCUGUUCAACAAUCGCCUGACUAGAACCGACUGUUGGAGUGAAGAUGACUUGGCAAAGUUACGAGCCCGGAAAAUAUUUGAACAGAUGGUACCACCAAAUGUGGCUCCAGAUAAGAUGGAUACUAAAUACAUAAGAGACAUAUUAAGAUAUUUUCGAAAAUCGUUAUCCCUAGCAAAUAUUCCGGAUGAUAAACAUACAGCUUCUUUAUUAAAAGAAUCACUCGCUGAUACGAUUGGAGCUCACCUGAGAAGUGAUAUAUUACCUACAGCUAGACUCGCUUAUUAUGCUGGCUUUGUUCCCUAUAGGAGCGUUAGGGAAUUACAUAGCUACUACGAUAAAAUAAAAGUUUUUCUCAAUACUCAAGGAUUAGGUUGGAAAAAACCAAAAAGAAUACCGGAUUUGAGUAAUAUCAAAGUUGAUAAAAUUCAAGUGGGUGCUGGAAAGUUUUUCGACCCGUGUAACUUUUUAGUUACGAAACGGGAUACCAAUUCUUGUAUUCAUUUACCGCCACCCAAGAUUGACGAUCACAACGAACCUUCUGCUAUGGCGCUUCCGUUUAGGUCAAACGGGUUACUAAGUUUGACGUCACCGAAAUCUGAAGAUGUAUUACUAAAAUAUUACACUACCGCAUCUCGAUGCCUUUUACGACGAUCACCAGAUACAUGUCGGCAUACUGAUUUCGUCAGUUUUAAUAAUGAAAUUUGGCACUGGAUGAAACGCGACGUCGCUCCACAUCUCGUAGAUGAGAAAUUGUACGCAGCAUAUGGGGGUGUUUUAAGAAUAGCAGCUGCCGCCCAAAACUAUGGCAAGGGGCUUUCACGGCGUAAUCUUUUUGAAUUUCAGGACGCUGAGGUGUCAAAAUGGCAACCUUGGAAGAAGUUGAAAGAUUCCUAUGUUUAUUUAAAUACGGAUUGGACCCCUUAUAUUUAUAUUAUUUUCAUUCUUCUCGUUGGGGUUGCUAUAUGUUUACUUCAACUGUUUUAUAGCUAUAUUUUUGGUGACGAUGAUGCAGCAGGUUGCCACUGCAAGGGGCGACCUAGUAGAUCGUCAUGUAGCAAAGACGUCGCCUAUGCAAAUGUGGAAUCAAAUAUUCCAGCAAUGUUGCCUCGUCAUAAAAAUAACGUUUAUUAUUUGGAAGAGCAGCGCACUAAACGUAGUGUAGGCUCAAAGAUUAAAACUUCUUCCUUGAGUUCGUCAAAGACGCAACGCGUGUACGAUUUAAACGAAAAUAAAGAAAAAUUGAUGGAUGUUAUUUUGAGUGAAAACAGCGAUUCGAGUGAUGCAUCGUUAGCAACGAAAAAUGGAGAACACAGCAACGUAAUUGAUGUCGGUCGCGAGGACAGGGCGAAGAGCCCGCCAAAAAUUGAAACGUCAGUUGAUGAAGUGAAGGUUUUAAAGAGGGGUGCAAAGGUUUGUCCCCAAAUGUACUCUACGACGACGGCUACUCGUUCUGCGACUUAUCGCAAUGAACAUGCCACGGAAUCUGUGUGGUCCGAAUCAGAUAGCAGUUCUUCAGAGCAAAGCGUGACGUCGGACAGUUCUAAAUCGCGAUGCAGGCGGUCCAGAAGCUCACGCGACUUGACUUGGGCCAGACGAGUGGUCUCAAAGCAUUCGCUACAAGCCAAAUCCACUUCUGCUACGGAAUUAGAUGUCACCUCGUUUACAACACCACCUUCGCGCCGUUAAAAUUCGAUUUUAAAAUUAUUUUUAUUUGAUUACAAAUAUUUUAUUUUUAUUUUAUAAGAUAUGUUGACUUCAGUUAAGAAUGAUUUAAAGGUUUUAAGGGUGUGCAAUUUUUUAUUAAUAAAACUUUUGAUAAUAUAAAUGAAA